AUGAGCAUUAGUCUUGGUUUAUCGAGGGUCACCAAGUUGCUGGGUUUGUUGGGAAACCCUCAAGAGCGGCUGCAAGUGUUGCAUGUUGCCGGUACGAAUGGCAAAGGUUCUGUAUGCUCGUAUUUAUCGUCAUUGCUCCAGAACAGGUCAAACCAUGUUGGUAAGUUCACCACGCCACAUUUGGUACAGAUAACGGACUCAAUCACAAUCAACAAUGACUCAAUUCCAUGGGAUACGUACCACAGGAUACGAGGUGAUUUAGACUUGCUUAAUACCAAACAUCGACUCGAUUGCACCGAAUUUGAACUGUUAACUUGUACUGCUCUGAAGUACUUCCAUGAUGUCAAAUGCGAAUGGUGUGUCUUGGAAGUAGGUCUAGGAGGGCGAUUAGAUGCUACCAAUGUCAUUCCAGGCCACCAGAAGGCUGCUUGUGGGAUUACAAAGAUAAGUCUAGAUCAUGAAGCAUUCCUUGGAAACACUCUGUCACAAAUUGCAUUUGAGAAGGCUGGUAUAAUUACCAAGGGUGUGAAGUUUGCUGUUAUAGACGGCUCUAACGAUCAAUCGAUCCUGCAGGUUGUUAAACAAAGAUGCGAUGAGAUUGGAUGUAAGCUCGAAGUGACAAAUCCAGAUUUGAAGGAUCUUGCCAUGGAAACAAAGACGUGGGGUCGCAUAGUACUUGAUAAAUUUCCUCUCAACGGCGGUUAUCAAAUUUGUAAUUUGAGAGUCGCACUAGGUAUUCUCGAUACCCUCCAAGAGCGGGCGUUGGUAAAUUUGUCUACUGACGCCAUUGUUGCUAGAUUGCGCAAUGUCAGCUGGCCUGGAAGACUGCAAAAAUUAGACUACUGCUCUGAUUCCGUUACAAAGACUAGGAUACCAAUACUACUAGAUGGCGCACACAACGGCAGUGCAGCAAUCGAGUUGUCCAAAUUUCUGAGGAGCGAAUACGGUGAGCAGCCUUUAACAUUUGUUAUAGCGAUAACAAGUGGCAAGAAGCUGGAGCCUUUGCUUGCUCCGCUACUACGUAGCCAGGAUCGCGUCCUUGUGACCGCAUACGCUCCCGUCGAUGGAAUGCCGUGGGUCCAUGCAAUGGAUGUUCAGGAACUGGCAUCUGAAAUUGGAAAAGACUAUACAAAAAACGUCGAAGCUCAACAGAGCCUGCAUAAUAUAUUUUCAUCCCUGGCCCAUGAUGAGCAAGCUACUCCAAUCGUGAUAUGUGGAUCUUUAUACCUGUGCGGAGAGCUACUUCGUAUGCAUAAAAAAAACCUUGGACGUUAA
Torulaspora delbrueckii is the source of this 1275-nucleotide messenger RNA. It is a transcript of the gene FOL3, whose product is annotated as dihydrofolate synthase. Gene Ontology annotation, molecular function: tetrahydrofolylpolyglutamate synthase activity; dihydrofolate synthase activity; ATP binding. The coding region runs from base 1 to 1275 and encodes 424 amino acids. The record is from RefSeq and is a predicted model, not a curated record. Lineage: Eukaryota; Fungi; Ascomycota; Saccharomycetes; Saccharomycetales; Saccharomycetaceae. Gene Ontology annotation, biological process: folic acid-containing compound biosynthetic process. Gene Ontology annotation, cellular component: mitochondrion; cytosol; cytoplasm. The transcript has a single exon.